GUUGCCCGUCGGUCGUCGCGACGUGUACGUUCUGUUCGUUUGCCUUUCCGUAAGUUGUUUGUUUCCGAUAAUUUUUCUUGCGAAACGUUUUCGCGUGUAAUCAACGUUUAUUCGGCGUCUCGUCGCCGCGCGGUUCGUUCCGUGGUGUGAAUAUUUAUAACAUGUUCCGAUCUCGUCGCGGGUGCCGAUCAUCGACUUCCGGAGAGUAAUAAAUCUCUGCGUUUUUUUUUCUGUAGUUUUUGUUCUGAUUGUUUUUACUAAUUUUUAUUUCUCUAUCGUUCGUUGUUUUGUAUCUGCGCUUGUGGUGUGUAUAUUAUUAUCAUUUAUAUUUUACUCUCGAGUGCGUGCAGGCAAGGGGAGAAAAUAUGACAACUCUCAGACGACGGAAAUUUGGCCGUCACUUGCUGUUGCCGCUACUGCUAUUGGCGUUGAUAUCUAUCGGCAACGUUACAGGACAAUAUAGAAAACCGAGAAUUACUGAACAUCCGACAGAUAUAACAGUACCGAAAAAUGAGCCUAUCACUUUAGGAUGUAAAGCUGAAGGUCGACCAGAGCCGACGAUUGAAUGGUAUAAAGAUGGUGAAUUGUUAAAAAUUCCACCCAAUGGUGCAGCAGCUGCUGGAGGUGGUGAUAAUGGAGCUAGAUCUCAGAAAGUUAUCCUUUCUGACGGAUCACUGUUUUUCCUGAGAGUGGCGCAUAAUAAGAAAGAACAGGACAGUGGAGUCUAUUGGUGUGUGGCUAAAAAUCUAGCUGGCACAGAAGUCAGUCGAAACGCAACUCUCCAAGUAGCAGUAUUGAAAGAUGAAUUUCGAGUAGAACCGAAAGACACGAAAGUGGCUCAGGGACAAACGGCACUCUUGGAGUGCAGUCCGCCGAAAGGUCAUCCAGAUCCAAUGGUCGUUUGGAAGAAAGACGGUGAAGACGUGCACAUUGACUCGACUACAAGAAUGCGAAUCGUAGACGGUGGCAAUCUGAUGAUUACGGACGUCCGGCAAGACGAUGGUGGCGAAUAUCUGUGUGUGGCCCAAAACAUUGUUGCCAUGAGGGAAUCCACACCAGCCAAAUUGACCAUAAAUGUGAAACCAUUUAUGAACACUGAACCUAAAGACGUUACCGUUCAUACCGGACAAACAGCUGAAUUCGAAUGCAAGGUGGGCGGUGAUCCAAAACCAAACAUCUACUGGGAACGCGAGGGUAGUAAAAUGCCUUUUGGACGGGCUCAAAUAUUAGAUAACAAAUCACUGCGGAUCAUCAAUGUGAUGGCUCAAGACGAAGGACUCUAUGUUUGUAAUGCCGAAAACGACGUGGGUUCUGAGAAAGCUAAAGCAUCAUUGACUGUUCACUCCCCGCCAACAUUUGUAUCCAAACCCAAGGAUCAGAAAGUGGGCCUCAACGGAAUUGCAAAUUUCGAUUGCGUAGCCCAGGGCAACCCUCCACCGUCGGUGUUUUGGACACGUGAAGGAUCUCAAGUACUCAUGUUUCCUGGAAAUUCGUACGGACACUUUCAUGUAACUCAAGAGGGCACUUUGCGCAUACAAGGCGCUCAAAAAGAAGACACCGGGUUCCUCGUGUGUUCAGCGCUGUCUGUCGCCGGAUCAGUUACUUGGAGAGCAUUCUUACAAGUCACAUCCGUGCAAGAUGUUCCUCCGCCAGUUGUCGACAUCGGGCCUACUAACCAAACGCUCGCAACUAGAUCGGCGGCUACGUUACCGUGCCAGGCGUCUGGUAUACCAUUGCCCACUAUCAAAUGGUACAGAAACGGCAAUUAUUUGUCUCCAGACGAUCCUAGAGUGACUAUAACGUCGUCGGGAACAUUGCAAAUUGAUGAAUUAGAAGUAUCCGACUCCGGUCUGUACACGUGUACCGCGUCUUCGGAGAACGGCGAGACUUCCUGGUCGGCGUCGCUGAGCGUUGAGGAAUCCCCGGGAUUACGUCUCCACCGGGCCCCUGAUCCAGCCAUGUUCCCGGCAGCCCCUUCAGUGCCAACCAUCGUGAACGUAACCAAAAAUUCCGUCACAGUCACGUGGCAGCCGCCCACUCCGCACUUGGGCGCGUCGCCGAUUAUCGGGUACACGCUCGAGUAUUACAGCUCCGACCUGCAAACCGGAUGGGUAGUCGCCGCGCAUCGCAUAUCGACCAAUACCAUGAUCGUUGAAAAUCUGAAACCAGACACGUCUUACGUGUUCAUGGUGAGGGCGGAAAACUCGCAUGGUCUAAGCGUUCCAAGCGCGUUGUCCGCCAUGGUGAAAACCGGAGGGACAAAUACGAUCAUCACGCAACAAUCGUUGGAAGAAGCCAGGGAGCGUCUCGGCACCAAAAUCAUAGACUUCAAAGAACUGUUUGCAAUAUCGUCUACUUCGGUCAGAAUCAUAUGGGAGGUGAUGAACAAUCCCGAAUGGGUAGAAGGUAUUCAUGUUCGGUUCAGAGACUUAUCGGGCGGCUCUCAAACUUACAACAUGAUGACGGUGAUGAUGAAUAACGGUGAACCUAAGCUGUAUACUCUAGCCAACCUCCGGAAAUUUACCAAGUACGAUUUCUUCUUAGUGCCAUUCUUCAAGACUGUCGAAGGACAACCGUCGAAUUCGAUGGUAGUACAAACUAAAGAGGAUGCUCCGUCGGCGGCUCCGGAAGAUGUUCAAACCGGUAUGAUAAACGCUACUACCGCGUUUAUCCGAUGGUCAGCGCCUCCUCCGCAGCACAUUAACGGUGUGCUAGUAGGAUAUAAAAUACAAGUGAAGAACAACAACGCUACUAGAGCCACUGUACAAGAACUGCUGAACUCGUCGACCACGAUGAUAUUGCUCAAUUUGACUGUGGGUGGCAGUUUCACUGCCAGAGUUCAGGCGUACACGCGGAGUGGAUACGGUCCCUACAGCGCUCCGGUGCCGAUCAUCAUGGAUCCAGCGUACCCGUCCCGAGCCUACUCAUCUACGACCAACGGUGAAGCUUGGAUCAUCGUGCUUUUAGCAGCCCUGGUCGUCAUGUUAGCUUGCGUAAUCGUUACCGUGGUGUACUUGAAGCGAAAGCAGAACGCGGGAAAACAGUUAGGCCAUUUCAACGUACCAGUGGUCAGCGGUGACUUGUCUCAGUUAAGCAUGUUGAGCGCUGGCGGCAAGGAGGCGUUGUGGAUCGACCGUGGAUGGCGCAACGGGGAGAAGGACCCCGAGUCGAAACUUUUGAACGGUAUAGGUCGGGAGACUACUUGCGCAGACUAUGCCGAAGUGGACACGCGAAACUUAUCAACGUUCUACAACCCACGCAAAGAGAUGUUGUCAAAUCCUACGCCGUACGCCACGACAACACUGCUAAACAGAGACGAUUGCAAUGAAUCAACUCAUUUGUUCGGAGCUGCAAGCAGUUCAUCCGAAACAAAAACUCUUAGCUCCAAUGGAUCUUGCCAUGAACGUUGCCACGAACAAGUAACUGCGUCUAACCAUUAUCUUGACGAAAACAUUGACUUCAACAAUCACAAGCGGAAACCGCCAAUUUAUCCGAUCAAUCAAGCGCCGCCCCCGAAUUGGAAUGAGUUCCUCCCACCACCCCCUCAACACCCUCCUACCGACUCUAUGCGAAAAACGUCUCAGUCCAACGGUGGUAGUCCCCAGACGAGUCGCCGCAUGCACGCCGGUAAUUUUUCUAAACCAUCGCAUAUCCAAUCCAGUAAGUCCUUAGCUGGUAGCUGCAACGGCUACACACCUGCAUGGAUCUACACCGGUCAGAGCAACGAACACAGAUUCAAUCCACCUCCUUCCACUCAACCACCUCCGGUGCCCAACUCAUCGCACCCGCCCGUGUGCAACCUCUCGUCAUGUCAGGGACUCGACCGGACAAACAAGUACGGAGGGUCGAGGAACCGGAUGCCUUCGGAUUACGAGUACGAAAGCGCGUCCCUGCUGUACGGCCACGUCAAUCAGCCGCUACCGUGCAACAGCAAACGGUCGCCAGAAGAUCAGCAGCAGCCGUUCAACACUUGCUGCUCCGAAAGCAAUAGCAUCGAUCGUUGUGUGCAGUCCACUUUACCAGGUCUCGCGUACAAACACCAUUCCGAACAAUGGCGCCGGGAUCAACGUGGUUGGUGUAAUGAAGACGACGAUGACGAUGACGGCGGCGGCGGAGGUGGUGGUGGUGGUGGUGGUGGCUCUAGCGAUGGAAUCGAUGGUGGUGAUGACAAGGGUAGCUGUAGCAGUGGUUGUUCGUGCAGCGAAUCGUCUUGUCUGUAUGCCGAGGCGUCCGACUUGCCGUGUCCGGUGGCGACUGCGGUCCGCAAAUAAUACGCGUACGCUUCACUCGCCGCUUUAAGACUUUCAUCUCGUGACUCUCGACUCAUCUGUACUAGGUCGCACAUUUCUCCUCCGACCGAGUUCUAAAAAUAUUCACCGAGUUUACGGUUCGGACAUUGCGACCACGUAUAAUAGUUUCACGAUGCAAAGAGUAUUCACUGACUCACCGAAAUGACACGUUCGGUAGGAGCGUGGUUCGGUUGGACCUUAUGUAUUUCAUGGUUUUUUAUACAUAUAUUUAUAUGUCGCGUUUGCGCACUAACAAUUAAAAAAUGUUUUGUAGACAGGCCGGAUGCUCGUAAAUUUUUUACUAUGUAAAUAUAUAUUUAUUAUUAUAAAUUAUAUCGGACAAAUCAAAAUAUUUCGAAACUCUUUUAUACCCACAUAUAUAUAUAUACUAUAUACGAACUAUACUUUUUCCUACUCGUAUAUUGUACUUUGUUUUAUAUGUACCUAAUCAACGUAAUCGUGACAUAAUAUAUUGUAUAGGUGUAAAACGUAUAUAUACACUUUACCGUUAUCUAAGUAUGAUAUUAUAUCUAUAUUUGACUUUUAUAAAUAUUAAAAAGUUUUGUAAACUUUUUUUUGUG
This is a messenger RNA of Sipha flava (yellow sugarcane aphid), 4870 nucleotides long. It is a transcript of the gene robo1, whose product is annotated as roundabout homolog 2. Gene Ontology annotation, biological process: cell-cell adhesion. Bases 366 to 4271 code for a protein of 1301 amino acids. NCBI's taxonomy places the organism in Eukaryota, Metazoa, Arthropoda, Insecta, Hemiptera, Aphididae. Gene Ontology annotation, molecular function: protein binding. The record is from RefSeq and is a predicted model, not a curated record. The transcript is spliced from 18 exons.